Molecule: messenger RNA, 3946 nt
Organism: Patiria miniata (bat star)
Lineage: Eukaryota; Metazoa; Echinodermata; Asteroidea; Valvatida; Asterinidae
Product: protein mono-ADP-ribosyltransferase PARP3-like
Exons: 12
Coding region: 336-1943 (535 amino acids)
Cellular component (GO): site of double-strand break
Molecular function (GO): NAD+ poly-ADP-ribosyltransferase activity
Source: RefSeq, a predicted model, not a curated record
GUUUUGUUUGUAGUAAAGGAAGUGAAAAUCGUAUAAAUUAGGACGCUAAACCGCGGACUUUGCUCUCAACACCGCGUCUGAUCCAAACUGAUAGUGCUGGUUGUACUGCUGUGGUACGAUUUGUGCACAUGUGUUUCAGUGUAAACUAAAUGUGGGUGGGGCGUAAACAACCGGGUACGUACGCACGCGUGAGCUGAAUUCUUGCCAGGAAAAAGAUUCUGCGGAAACAUUGAACAUCGCAUGAUCCUGGUUAAACCAGACGUAUGAGGCUUUAAAUUUGCUUAUUUAAUUAAGACAGCUCCAGUUAAAAAACAGUUUCUGAUCAUCAACUCACCAUGCCUCGUAAACGAAAAGCUGCAGCGGCCAAAGCUGGAGGCAAAAAGAAGAAAGUAGAGGACCCCCCCGCUACCGACAGCAAGACUGAUAUCAAGAAGAAAGUAGAGGCUCUCAAGACUGCGGAGAAGGGGAAAAAGAAGACCUACGUCGUGGAUAGCUACUACUUUGGCUCUGGCGCUGUGUACGAGGACUUUGAUUGCAUGCUGAACCAGACCAACAUCUCGCAGAACAACAACAAAUAUUACGUCAUCCAGUUGAUACAAUCUGGCAAAAAUUACACUGUGUGGACUAGAUGGGGUCGUGUUGGAGAGCCGGGAGCCAAUCAGAUGAACUCGUUUUCUGACGUCAGCCAGGCCAUCAAAGCUUUUGAGAAGAAAUUCCAGGACAAGACGCGCAACAAGUGGGAUGAGCGGGCCAAUUUCGCCCCAGUGGCCGGCAAGUACACGCUGAUUGAGGUGGAGCAGAGCGAAGACGUGGAGGAAGACUUGAAGAAGCUGAGUGAACUGGAAGCUGGCGGCUCCAAAAAAACAGCUAAAUCAGAGUAUGCCCCAAGUAAACUGGACACGCCAACCCAGAAACUCAUGGAUCUGAUCUUCGAUAACAACAUGUUUCAAGAACAGAUGGCGAACUUUGAGCUUGAUGUGAAGAAAAUGCCCCUGGGUAAACUGAGCAAAGCCCAGCUGGCUAAAGGCUUUGAUGCUCUUGAGGCCAUUGAGACUGCCAUCAACAACAAGGCUGGCACCAAGAAACUGCAGGAACUCAGCUCCAGGUUCUACACGUUGAUACCGCAUUCCUUCGGCCGUAAGCUCCCGCCGACCAUCAGCCAAGCUGAGACGGUGCAGAACAAGAAAGAUAUGCUCCUGGUACUGAGCGACAUUGUCAUUGCUCAGGAUAUCAAGAGAGAGCAAGACGAGACACUGUCACAGUCCCAGGCUGCAGUGGCACCGAAUCCGCUGGACGUGAACUAUGAACUGCUGAAAUGCAAGCUGGAACAUGUGGCUCCCAAGUCAGAGGAACACAAGGUGAUUUCUACCUAUGUUGACCACACAAAGGGUGGAUGGAGGCAGCCCAAGUUGUUGAAUGUCUGGAAAGUGGCUAGAGAAGGAGAAGAUAAGCGUUUUGCUGCCCACAAAAAUCUCGAGAAUCGUCGUCUGUUGUGGCAUGGCACUAACGUGGCUGUGGUGGCAGCCAUCCUGAAAACCGGCCUGCGCAUCAUGCCCCACUCUGGCGGCCGCGUCGGCCGUGGGAUCUACUUCGCUUCCGAGCACAGCAAAUCUGCCGGAUAUGUGGGAACCACAAACAGCGGUACAGGCAUCAUGUUCCUGAAUGAGGUCGUCUUGGGUGAGGAGCAUCAUAUCACCAUGGAUGAUAGCAGUCUCAGGAGUGCCCCGCCCGGCUCCCACUGCGUCAUUGCUAAAGGAAGGACAGAACCAGAUCCUAAGCAUGAAACCCACUUGGUGAUGGAUGGCAAGAAAGUGACAGUCCCACAAGGAAAGCCUGUCAAUCAGAGUAAAUACAACAACAGCUACUUCUCACAGAGCGAGUAUCUGGUGUACAGCGAGAGCCAGAACCGUAUCCGCUACAUGCUGGAGUUUAACUUCCGCUAAAAAUGGCAACAGCGGCGAAUCGGAUAUUUUGGAAGAGGUAAAAUGAAAAACAAACAAAGAACCCACAACUUGAUUCUUGUCAUAAAUUGUUAGGACAAAUGAGAAGUUUCCAAGUAUCAGAUUUAUACUUCAAACACAAUUCUCGGUUUUGUUUUAGAAAUAGCUGGUUGGAUUUUAUUUUUCAAGAAACAUUUAUCAUUUUUUCAUAACCCUAUAAUCUCAUAGAUUGUUUAUAUGUUCAUUGUUUAAAUAUGGUGUUUAAGAUCCCCCUAAACAAUCGGAUGCAAUAACAAGAGAUAUAAUUGUAAGUGUACUAGAAUUAAAAAAAAAAAAAAUCUUGGUACAGAUUGUCUACCAAGAGCAUUGAAAUAUUUUGCGUAAUUGUUAUGAUCGUAAAAGUGUUGGUGCAUGUUCAGAUUUAUUUGCUCUUUGUUCUUCAACCGGUCAGUUUGGUGUACUUACAUAUACGAUCAGAUCAAAUGUUAAACUGGAUGCCUAACUUUGUAUUGUACAAAUAUGUGAGGACAGGCAAUAGUCUCAGAGCUCUUGAAACCAUCUUGUUUUAGGGCUGUGCAUUGGAACCGGGUACCUGAGUAUCCGUUGAUGUCAGGAACGGGUUCCAGAUUAUGGGAUAGGCAUUCUUGUAACCAACUUGCCAUAUUACUUAGUAACAUCUCAGACAAUGAAAAAGUAUCUUGCUGUAUUGAAGCACCGGUGUGCUAUUAUCGAGCAGACCUUAUAAUUAUGAACAAUCCGUAACAGCAACUUCCGAGAUAUGUAUUUUAGGGUUGGGUUUCUUAAACAGGUACCCAGGUAGCCAUGAGGGAUUUUGAGACUAUGUUCAUGUACAGAUUACACUGAAUUAACCAAUUAUCUGUUAAAAGACCUCACAAAAUUGUUGGUACGGAUUAAUUACCAACAACAGAUUUUGUUCAUGUAAGUUAUGCAUGCUUAGGAUGUCACCAUUAGACUUCCAAGCUCAACCUGAUGAAAGAAUUUUCAAGGGAUUGUAUGUGAAUGGGCCAUUUCAUUUUCAAUUUAGCUACCAAAGGAAUUGUGCUUAAUGGAAUUUGUAACAUACAGCUCAUGUCAGUUAUGAUUAUGGCAGUGAAAUGAGCAUGGACUGUAUGUUCAACCUUUAUAAUGAGUGCAGUCAAAUUUGCUACUCUUGCAAAAUGUUGUUGAUCAUUUUAAGCAAUCAUUUUAAAGUCUUUUAUGCCAUGCUGUUGUUUAUCUUUUGCUUUUUUUCUUGGAUGGUUCAGAGUUUGAAUUGAGUAGAUUAGUUAGAGUAGUCUGCUAUUUUGCUUACAAAUGGAAAGUGAGAUGAGCCUUUUAACAAGUAUAUAUUUUUAUGAAAGACACAGAUUUGGUCAAAUCUGGUGAAAUCUUUGCCAAAAGUAUAGCUUUGCUUGUAUUUAAGCAUGAAAUCAGUGAUAUGAUAUGUAGUUAUUUUUAAAAUAUAUUUUACUGUUUUAUUAAAAUAGAUGAAAUGCAUGCCAUAUCAAUUUGAUAAGAAAAAUCAUGUGAAAACAAUGGCAUUACAAUUUAAAGUAGCUUAGUUUAUUACUUCAAAAACUUUACAAUUUUCACUAUAAAGUUGGAAUAUUGUAUUUUGUCAAUACAAAAUUAAUUUCCGGAGUAUUUUGUUUUUAAAGUGUUUUAGCAUUUGAUGAUAUUUUAAAGAAAAUCAGUUUAUGACGUUAGUUUAUGUUAAAUACGUUUUUAAAAUUGUACAAGAAAUACCUGUUUCUUGUAUUCAGUGUCCUCUAUAGAAAAUCAUGAUGUUUUAAAAACUUAAUGUGAGGAAAAAACUUAAUUCAUAACAAAGUGCAAAUCAUGCCUUAUUAGUUACAGUUAUUUAAUUAAAUCGCUGUCUAUAUUGAAAUAUGUACAUUUAGAUAUGAGUGAUAUCAGUUUUAUCACCAAACUAUAUGAAGUUUUGACUUAACUAAAAAUUGAGCUUGAAAGUUUUUUAAAAUAAAAAAAAAGAGAAUCGUACAUUA